Messenger RNA from Peronospora farinosa, 1560 nucleotides. NCBI's taxonomy places the organism in Eukaryota, Oomycota, Peronosporomycetes, Peronosporales, Peronosporaceae. The record is from the annotation of a GenBank genome assembly.
AUGCUGCGUUUUGUGACUAUCACUGUGCUGCUCGUGGGCUUAACAACGGCUGAACCGGAUGUGAAACCAAGGAACGGAACUACCUACUCCACCAUCUCGUGGAACAAGUGGACCAAAUCGGCCAAGCUGAACCCGAGCGUGCAGCACAUUCCACUGGAUUCGACACAAAUCCACUUGCGACCCCCUCCAGCGCAAAUUCCCGACACGUACGACGUGUUUAUUGGAUCAUCUGCCUUCCGCGAUGGGUAUCGUUGUGGAAAAAUGCUGUUUACUGCUUUUAAGCGAGCCACCUAUUCGGAACGUCUGUAUUUUGGGAUUCUAGAGCAGGUCUACGAAGGUGACCCCACGUGUCUGGAUGAGUACUGCAAAAUGGCAGCGGAGGAAUGGCCUCAAGACACGAAGUGCCGACACAAGCACCAGAUUACAAUAGAUACCCGGGACGCUGCAGAAUCCGCCGGAUGCACGACAGCACGUCAUCUACAGCAGAAGCUGGUAGGGAAUCAAGAGUUUUGUUUUCAAGUCGACGCCCACUCCAUCUUUACGAACAGAUGGGAUGAGAACAUUGUUGCGGACUGGACCUCAAUUAACAACGAGAUGGCCAUCAUGACGAUCUACCCGCACCACCCACACGAAUUCAUGAUCAAGGAAAAUGGUGAUAACGCGAUCUACAACUCUAUUCCACAUUUGUGUACUACAAUAAAAGGGGAGAACAGCAACCUCACUCGGAUUGUUGGAGCGAGCAUGAUCAGCGACUCGUGGAUGCCACAGAUGGGAGCGCUAUGGGGAGGCGGCUACUCCUUUAGCAAAUGCCACGCCGAGCGCAAGGUACUCGUCGACUCGCACACGCCGUGGCUCUGGGACGGCGAGGAGUUUCUUCGCUCAGCCAACUACUGGACGUCCGGCUAUGAUUUGUACUCCCCGAGCAGGCUUGGACACGUUCUUUACCACAAUUACUCGGAAAAACCUGCGAGUUUCUGGGUAACAUCGGUGGAUCCCGUGAAAAAGGGUCUGGAUGCAGCAAUGGCUCGCAAUCGCGUGCGUCUUCGCCUCGGGAUACCGUUCAAGGGGGUCGUUGACACUUUUGAGUUUCACAAGUACGGCUUCGGUAAGGUGCGGUCCUUCGAUCAGUACCUAAAAUUUGCCAACAUCAGCCUAAAAGGUUGGAUGAACGAGACAAACUCGUGCGGACAGCUGCGCUGGGUACCGUACGACAAUGCCACUGAGGUGGAGGAGACAGUUGGUCGUGGCUGGAAGCUGCACAGUCAAGACAGAGAUGAAGACAAGAAGGAUUGGAGCGCUGGAAAAAUGACAGCGGAAUCGCUUCGAGCCAUGCCUGUUCAUUUUAAUGAUGCUGCAUUUGUCACCGACGAGAAUGCCGAAUUUGUGAAAGCAAAACUUCGCCAUCAAGUCCCCAAUUCGUACAAUAAUUUCUUGGGCUUUGGUCUGCCGACGGGUUUCUUCAUUAUCGUCAUAUUGACAGCCAUAUUCGUGACGCUGUCAAAUGACUCCCAAUCUAACGCGAUUCGUCGCAGCGUGUGUUUUAACAUAAAGAAGUCGUAA